This is a messenger RNA of Caenorhabditis briggsae, 1236 nucleotides long. The record is from RefSeq and is a predicted model, not a curated record. Bases 1 to 1236 code for a protein of 411 amino acids. Lineage: Eukaryota; Metazoa; Nematoda; Chromadorea; Rhabditida; Rhabditidae. The transcript is spliced from 7 exons.
AUGGAUACGGCAACUGCCAAAGCCACCAUCGCUAAUGUGGUGACAUCAAUCAAAGACUGUGCCGAUGUUGGCAUGUUUGUAUUCAGUAAAAUGCAUCCAGCCGCAGCGGCGUUGGUUGGUGUCGGACUGCUUGUGAAGAAUUUGAUUAUAUCUACUGACUCGAAUCCAGUACUUGACGAUUUGAAAGGUUUGAGGUCGGAGUUGAACAAUCUUGGCGAUAAAAUGGGAACCCAUUUUAGCGAUCUGAAAGCCUUCAUGGUUGCUCAAACUUUCUACAAGAGCAUUGCCGUGAAAGCCGCAGUGCUCAGUAGAGCCAUGGCGGACACCAACGAUCCAGAUAGUAAUGAGACACGAAACUCAAGUGUAGCGUUCUUCAAAAAAAUGUAUGAAAAAAACACGCCACUGGAGCUCGCAUAUACUUUGAAGGAAAUGCUAGAUAAUAAAGUGACUAAUCCGUUGAAAAUGGCAAUGGACGCUGAUGAGUUGAUGACCGAAAAAACAUUCAACGAGUGGAAAAGUUUGAUUGAUGGAGUAUUUGCACAGUUGUGGACGAUUGAGUGCUUUGCCAGUGGACUGAUUUACAAUGAGAAUACAUAUAGACAGAACAGGCUGGCACAGGAGUUGAUGAGUUUUCGAAGCUCAGCAGAUAACUGGGAGAAGGAGUACAAGGCACAAGCUCUCUUCUGGCCUCAGAAAGUUCGUAGAUUCGUUGAAACCAUACAAGACAAAACUGACUGGAAGUCUCAUAAUGACGAAGCUGUAGCAAUCAAGGAAGGGCUCGAAAAGAUACUUACUGAUGACAUGUUCUAUAUUGUUAUUUUCCCAGAAUCAAGCUCGCUUUUGAAGUAUCAGAAAUCAAAUGAUCAGCUUAUUGAAUCAUUAAAACGAGGGGGCACGAAUAUUUUGAUCUACCGGAGCAAAACAGCUCGAACUGUGACCCAAGAAAAGUGGGACAAACUGAAACAGGAUGUGGAGAAUCAAAGAGCUAUAAAAUAUGCAGACGGCAGAAGAGGUUUAUGGAUGGACACCGAACAAGUGAAAGAAAUUGCAGAGAAACAGAUUUCAAAUUGCGUAUUCUUGUUAGUCGUUGGAGAGACUUCCAAUGUUGUGGCUGUUCAAUCGACACAUGCAGACAUUUGGUCAUGGGGCCCUGGCUGGUGGAAUUGGGGAAAUUAUACUUACUCAGAGCUUGAAAAAAUAAAAGGACCAUAUUUAAUUUUGUCUGCCUUUGAAUAA